AUGGCCCAGCGGCUGCUGCAGGAGAAGCUGACCUGCUCCGUCUGCCUGGAGCUCUACCGGGACCCGGUGACGCUGCCCUGCGGCCACAACUUCUGCGAGGCCUGCAUCCGGGACUGGUGGCGCUCCCACGAGGGCAGCCCCGCGUGCCCCGAGUGCCGGGAGCCCUGCCCCGCGCGCGCCCAGCUGCGCCGCAACGUGGCCCUGAGCGGCGUGGUGGAGGCGGUGCGCGCCGAGCCCCCGGCCCCCGGCCCCGGCCCCGGCCCCGGCCCCGGCCCCGGCCCCGGCCCCGGCCCCGGGCGCUGCCCGCAGCACGGGCGGCCGCUGGAGCUCUUCUGCCGCACCGAGGGCCGCUGCGUGUGCAGCGCCUGCACCGUCGGCGACUGCCGCCUCCACGAGAGGGCGCUGCUGGACGCUGAGCGCCGGGAGCGCGAGGCCCAGCUGAGAGCCGUGCUGGAGGUCACCCGGCAGCAGGCCACCCAGGCCCAGAGCCAGCUCCAGGAGCUGCAGCAGCGGAGCCACCAGAUCCAGAGCUCGGCCCGCACCCUGGCUUCCGUGGUCUCUGGCAAGUUCGGCAGCCUGCUGCGGGCGCUGGAGCUGCGGCAGACCCGGGCCCUGCGGGGCAUCGAGGCGGCCAGGGCGCAGGCCCUGGCACAGGCCCAGGCGGAGGAGCGGCGGCUGCAGGGCCACCUGGAGGCCGCGGCCGCCUUUGGCCUCAGGGCGCGGGACCUCCUGGAGCAGCCGGACGACCGAACCUUCCUCCAGGCGUCACAGCUCCUGGCGCCCCCAGGGCCUCUCGGGACGCUGACCCCUCCGCAGUGGGAUGCUGACCAGCAGCUGGACGGCCUGAAGGGACUUCUGAGCCAGCUCUGUGGCCUCCUCCUGGACAGUGGGGACCCCCGCGGGGCCCCAGCCGAGGCGGCUGACUCAGGUCCCCCGGGUUACCGCAACCUGACCUUCGACCCGGAGAGUGCCAACCGCCACCUUUACCUGUCUCGGCACGGCCGGCGGGUGGAGCACCGGCGAGAGCCCCGCGGCCCAGCCGGGCCCGGCAGCUUCGAGCUCUGGCAGGUGCAGUGCGCCCAGAGCUUCCAGUCCGGGCGGCACUACUGGGAGGUGCUCGCGUCGGGCCACCUGGUGACGCUGGGCGUGGCCUACCCCGGCCUGGCACGGCGCCGGCGGGGGCCCCUCACCGACAACAUCGGCCGCGGGCCUGGCUCCUGGGGGCUGUGUGUGGAGGAGGACGGUGCCCAGGCCCGGCACAACGGGGAGGUCCGGAGCCUCCGAGCGGUGCCAGGGAUGCUGCUGGGCGUGGACUUGGACCUGGCCGCUGGUUGCCUCGCCUUCUACGGCCUGGAGCCCGAGACCCAGCUCCUGCACACCUUCCACGCCAUCUUCACCCAGCCCCUGCGCCCUGUCUUCUGGCUCAUGGAGGGGCGGACGCUGACCCUGUGCCAUCGGCCUGAGGCCGGGCUCCCCCCGGGGCGCCAGGGAGAGGCCUCGGGGCUCAGCUGA
This is a messenger RNA of Pipistrellus nathusii (Nathusius's pipistrelle), 1512 nucleotides long. NCBI's taxonomy places the organism in Eukaryota, Metazoa, Chordata, Mammalia, Chiroptera, Vespertilionidae. The record is from the annotation of a GenBank genome assembly.